AUGACAUGCCCAACCACCAGCGGCCGCAGGUUCCUGGACCAGGCCAACAUCAACAACGCCUACGUGUCCGGCAUGAAGGAGGACCUGGGGCUCUGGGGCAACGAGCUGAACCUAUUCACCACCUACUUCAACAUUGCGUACUGCAUCAUGCUCAUCCCGUCCCAAGUCAUCAUGACGUACGUACGGCCGAGCUGGUGGCUGCCUUCGCUGGAAGUCAUCUGGGGUGUCAUCACGGGGCUGGUGGCCACGACCACGAGCGCGAGGCAGGUGUACGUGCUGCGGGUGUUUUUGGGACUGUGCGAGAGCGCGGCGUAUCCCGGCAUGAUCACGCUGUUUAUGUCCUGGUACACGCCGCGGGAGAUGGCCAGGAGAAUCGGCCUCUAUCAUUCCUGUCAAGCAAUCGGCCAGAUGAUGUCCGGGGCGAUGCAGGCGUCUAUUGUCAAGACCAUGGAUGGUCGCCACGACCUCGUCGGCUGGAGACGCACGUUUUCAACGUGGCUGGUGUACGUCGUCGGCACCAUCUACAUUGCCAUGGUUCUCGGGACGUCGGGAUACAACUACUUUGGGCUGUUCCUGAAGUCCAUCAGAAACAGCGACGGUUCGCCGAGAUGGACUACGGUGCAGGUCAACCUCAUCCCCAUUGGCGGCAGCGCCAUCAACGUUGUUUUUGCGCUCAUUGCCAUCGUCGUGGCGGUCAUUCUGAGCCUUUGGACGACCAAUCCGGACGGCACUCCCCUGCCGGCCGCAUAUGCUGCCUAUUUCAUGUCCCAUGUUCCACUUGGCACUGCGCCGCUCAUAUGGGCGUGGCUCUCCGAUCUCGCACCACAAGAGCCCGAGGAACGAUCGCUGACCGUGGGUGCCGCCAUUGCUGGCUACUAUUCUAUUUCGGCAUGGAGCCAAGUCCUGGUCUGGCCGGCUAGCCGGGCACCGUAUUAUAAAUACAGCUGGCAGUCGUCCAUUGCUGUAUGCGCGCUCGUCGUCGUUCUGGCCGUUUGUUUGCGAGUCGUUGACGCAAAGCACCUCAGGUGCGGACCGCGUCUCCCUCUGGCUGUCGCUGCUGCUGCUAACUCUUGGGGACAGACCGAGGAGGGAGGCAGCAUUGACGAUCGCUGCUUCACCCUGAAGAACGACCCCAUUCCGAAGGUUGAAGACGCAAAGAUGGAGCCAGGGGCUGUCAUCAGACCAGUUUCAACCACCCCAGCGUAG
Metarhizium album ARSEF 1941 is the source of this 1206-nucleotide messenger RNA. RefSeq names its product Major facilitator superfamily domain, general substrate transporter. Gene Ontology annotation, biological process: transmembrane transport. The coding region runs from base 1 to 1206 and encodes 401 amino acids. Lineage: Eukaryota; Fungi; Ascomycota; Sordariomycetes; Hypocreales; Clavicipitaceae. The record is from RefSeq and is a predicted model, not a curated record. Gene Ontology annotation, molecular function: transmembrane transporter activity. Gene Ontology annotation, cellular component: membrane. The transcript is spliced from 7 exons.